Molecule: messenger RNA, 1317 nt
Organism: Cladocopium goreaui
Lineage: Eukaryota; Dinophyceae; Suessiales; Symbiodiniaceae
Source: the annotation of a GenBank genome assembly
UUAUACAUCAUGCAGCACCCCGACACGCCGGUGCCAAGGGACUCUCGCGUGCAGAGAAGCGCUGGCGCAACAAGGUCAACAAGGAGCGCGCCAAGGCGGCAAAGCACCGCCGCGCGGCACCUUGAAAAACCUGCGAUAGCCAGGCAUCAUGCUUCACCUCCAGGAUUCUGCAGAUUCCCCAUACCCAAAAGGACACGGCUGGCCCAGGUGCUUGCAGCCUUCGAAGGAUGUCUUCGUGACCAUGCGGCUUUGCUGGAGAGAAGGCUUUGCGAGAUGUGCGAGUUGCGUGAGGCCGACCCUUGUCUCGGCUUCAAGGAGAUCUCUUCUUGUCCUCAGCUGGUGCUAACAGAUUUGGACUUGGAUGCAGAGGAGUCAGAUUGCAUAAAGGGACGAGGCGGGGCCCCACUUGUGGAAGAGAUCGAAGAUGAUGAACCAUGCUUUGUCAACUAUUGGGAGGACAGUGAAGUGCCAGAGGGCCCAGCGGGCAGGUCUCCCAAGGUUGCCAAGGACAAGCAACCAGCCAAACACUUCAAUCCGCGACGCGCGCCCAAGCGGCCCGCAAGCCAGAUUUCCAAGGAAAGCCCCACAGAACUGAUGUUGCUGACCCUCUUGGAGCAUGGCACUGCCAAGGACAUGUCAGUGAUCAAGGGCCUGAACGGCGAUGAUAUCAAGAAGGCAGUCGAUGGGGCUGUGGUCUGUUCUUGGCUCAAGGUGCCCCCUUUUUUUCCCCUUGGCGCAGUGCUGGAAGCGGCUGGAAGGAUGGGAAUUGACAUCAUUGCCGGUGGCAGACUGAAAAAGAAGCAGAGAGAAGCGAAAACGGAAGAUCCCUAUGUCCAGCUCCUGUGUCGACUCUACAAAUUCUUGGCCCGUCGGUCGGAUUCGAAGUUCAACAAGGUGGUUUGCAAGAGGCUAAACAUGUCCGCUCGCAACCGACCCCCUUUGUCGCUGUCGAAGAUUUCGAAGAACAUGGUCAACAAGGAGGGCAAAAUCGCCGUGGUCGUCGGCAAAGUCACCGAUGACAAGCGGCUUUUGGAAGUUCCUCAGGUGUCUGUGUGCGCUCUGCAGUUCACUGAAACCGCGCGGGCGCGCAUCCUCAAGGCUGGUGGUGAGUGCAUCACCUUUGACCAGCUGGCCUUGCGCUCGCCCCUGGGCAAGGGCACCGUGCUGCUCCGGGGUCCGAAAGCCCGAGAGGCCGAGCGACAUUUCGGGAAAGCUCCUGGAGUGCCCAACAGCACAACUGCACCUUAUGUGCGCUCGAAGGGUCGCAAAUUUGAGAAGGCACGUGGACGAAGAAGAUCGCGUGGAUUCAAGGUGUAA